Messenger RNA from Babesia ovata, 6774 nucleotides. RefSeq names its product Extracellular matrix-binding ebh, putative. Lineage: Eukaryota; Apicomplexa; Aconoidasida; Piroplasmida; Babesiidae. The transcript has 3 exons. Bases 1 to 6774 code for a protein of 2257 amino acids. The record is from RefSeq and is a predicted model, not a curated record.
AUGAUGCAACCUACUCGCUGCUUUGUCAUCUCCCUUCUCCGUUUGUCGCCUUGCCGUCACUCCCUAAACGCCCUCCUUCAUCCCUCCUUUCAGUGGAUUGAGGCUGCGGACGAAGCCGUUCAGGCUGCCAAAAAGAAGGCGGAAGAUGUAUAUGGGAGGUUGGAUCAUAAUAAUAAUAAUAAUAAUAAAGCGCCUGCAGGUACUACGAUUGGCCAAAAUAUUGAGAAAAUUAAGCAAGCUAAAGACAAAGUUAGUCAAGUUGACGAUCAGUUGAAAAGUAUUCACGCAGAUUUAGGUAACUGGAAAGAUGCGGCAAGCGGUGUGCUUGGCACAGCGGUUGGAAAGGCUCAGACAGUGCAUGGCAAGUUGGAUCCUGAUAAAAGUAAGUCGACGCUUGGUGGUAAAAUCGGAGAAAUUGAAGACGCAAAAAACAACAUUAUUAGCGCAAAUUCACAACUGAAAACACAAGUCGACAGCCUUAGUAAUUGGAUCUCCACCGCGGAGGACAUCCGCCAAAAGGCCCAGCAAAAAGCGGAAGAGGCUUACAGUAAGUUGGACGUUCACGCUGAAUUGAGCAAGAAUGUCAAGAAGAUUGUUGAUGCUAACAGUGUAAUUAAAAAUGUUAACAAGAGUCUGACAAGUGUCCAUGGCAAUUUGGGUACCUGGAAUGCUGAGGCCAAGAGAGUGCUCCAAGGAGCGAUUGGAAAUGCCAAGGAUGUUCAUGAUAGGUUGGAUGAUAAUAGUGCGGAAGUUGGUCAGAAAAUUAAGAGUAUUGAAACAAAUAAUGAUGCAAUUAAACAAGCAAAUAAAACUCUCGAAGAAAAUGUUAAGAGUCUGGGAGCCUGGAAGUCUGCGGCGGAGAAGGUGAUUGACAAGGCGGAGCAGAAGUGUAAUAGAAUUUUGGAGAAAGUUAGUCCAAAAGGUCCAAUUUAUAAGCAAGCUGAAAUAUUAAAAGAGAAAGGCAUAAAGCUUUUUAAUGCUGCUAAGUCGGCCAAGACAGCUGUUGAGUCUCAGGUCUCUGAGGCCUUGCAGGCUGUUGUUCAAAUGGACGCAUCUCUCAAGAAGGAUUUGAAGAGUGUGAAGGAGGAGAUUAAGAAAGGGAUUGAGAGUGUGAUUACUAGUUUGCGAGUUAAUGAGUUGGAUAAGAAAGUGAAGAUUGAUUUGGGGAAGUUGAGGGGGAGGAUUGAGGGGCUUGGCAAGGAUCUGGAUGGCGCUGGAGAGAGUCAUCAUCUUGUUGGUACCCACUUAACAACGCUAAAAAGCAAGAAAAGUGAGCUGGAUAAAAUUACUCAUAAUGGUCCCACUUCAAUUAAAACUGAGGUGGACAGUGGGCUUGACAGUAAGUUUCAGACUGCGGUCCAACAUCCGCUUAGCGAGAAGGUAGAUAAUGUUGACCAGGCGAUUGAGAAGCUUGGCGGGAAGUUUGAUGGGCUCACAAAGCAGGAUCAAAAUAAACUUGAAAUGAUUUUCGGGCAUAUUAAAGAAAAGGUUGCGGCGAUUAAGGGGACACCGGGGAGAAACCCCAAUGGUAACGAUGGUACAGAACUAGAAGGUGUUGUUCAGAGAGUAAAAGGGCUUGCUAGGGCAUUUGUUAACCCUGCCGGAAAAGGUUUUGAGGCCAGAGUGGUCGGAUGGCUACAGAACAGUAUUCUGGGGAAUGGUAAGCAGUCAUGGGAAAGAGAAUAUAAGCCCGGGAUGCAAGCCGUGAAUACAUGGCUUGAGCCGUAUCAGAAGGCGGCUAAGGGGGGCGGGCAUAAUGAACAAGCAUUGAAAGAUCAAGUUAUAAAUAAUAUUAAGAGUACGCUUGGAACCCAAAUUACCGCAGCUCAGCGGAUGAUUAUGUCAGUGCAGAAUGGCAUCACAGUUAAUCUCACUGCUAUCGUCACCGCUUGCAACACAUUCGUCGAAGAGCUCGAUAAGAAGAUCCCGAAGGGCGCAAUUGAUCAGCUUGCCAAUCCCGUAGCCGGGCAGAUUCAGAAUUGGAUGCAAGGGCAGGGUCUUUGGAAUCGUGUGACUGACGCUGAUCUCAAGUGUGCCGUCCGCUACACUCUCCUUGCACUCUGCGCUUCUGUGAGGCAGGUUGGCAUUGAGCUCAAAUCAUUAGGCAUCGACAAGUUUGGCGAAAUUUUGGACCAAAUUAAACCGACUGUAGAUGAUCUCGACAAGCAGCUGAAAGAGGCGACUAGCCCUCCCGGCAUCCCUCCCACCGGCAAAAAUGAAAGCCCCGCCCAAGCCGUGGACAGUAAGUUGCAGGCGGUGAGGGAGAAGGUUAAGGGGCUUGAAGAGAACUUUAAGAAAGUCAAGCAGAAUCUGGAGGCUGAGGUUGCCAAACUUCCCUCCGCCGUUGAGACUUUCAACACUAAAGCUCAAGCACAGAUCAAGGCUGCAGCCCAGACGGCGAUUGACAAGGCGGCUGGGCAGAUUAAGGAGGAAAAGAGUCCAAUUGUGCUUGGCCAAAAUAAGCUUAUGGAGCAAUUCAACACUCAGUUUACUACUAUUAAAAGUAGUCUCGAACAUCAACUCAAGCAGCAAGUUAACAAUCACAUUAGGGAGGAUGAUCCGCCAGGCCUGGCAGGUGGUCAACAACAGAAAUUCAUUCUUGCUAAACAAUAUUUUACAGGUUAUGAUAACCAUGUUAAACAAGAAGCAAUUAAUAAACUUAGUCCCGGUGGAACUCUAACCGGCAAGCCAGAUGAAGGCCAUCUUCCACAGGCGAUCGGGAACAUCAAGAAUCAGGGUCUGGCAGAGCUUAAAAUCAUUGAUCCACCAGGAGGUACUGGUAAAAUAGAUACCAAUACCUUCACCGUUCCGUUCGACAAAAUUCAGAAAGAGCUUGAAGAGAUCAAGAAAUUGGUUGAUGGGAACAAUGCGUCGUUCACGCAAGGUGAUGAAAACCAAAAAGGUGUGAAAACGCUGCUCGAAGAUCUUAAAAGAGGACUUGGGAACGGCAAAUAUCCAUGGAUCACCGGUGUUAGUGGCCUUGAUAAGAUUAUAUUGGCGGUUAACGAUCUGCAAAAAGGGACGUUUAAUAGCGAACCCGGCAAAAUCGACAUAGCCGUCAUAGCAAUUAAGACGGAGCUUAAGAACCUUAGAGAGAAGUUGAUGAAAAAGAAGGAUGAAGAUGUAAUCAAGACUCUGGAAGAUUUGAAAAAUUAUGGUCUUGAAAAUGGUGCUUUUACAUUUAGUACUAAUAACAAAUGGAAAAAUGUUGGCAGUUUCAAAAGUAUCCAUAUUGACCUUAAAAAGCAAAAUGAGAUAUUGCCAAAACAGACUGACAUAAUCAGCAAUGCUGUCGACGCAGUUAAGUUGGAGCUUGCAAGGAUAGGAAUUAAGAUUCAAAAUAUUGCCGGUACUAAUGACGUCCUAGACCCGUUGCGUUGGUUUAAACGGAGCAUUGGUAAAAAUGCUCCGGAGGCGUGGAAUAUCCAAGGAAUUCACGACGCAAUUCAAAAGCUGCAAUCCGGUGAUUUUACUAAUAAACCUCAAGCCAUCGAUGUCGCCAAGAAAGACAUUGUUAAAGAACUCACUGCCCUCCAAGGUGUGUUGCAGGGCGACAAGCCAGGCGACGACGUCAUCAAGACGCUGGAGGAUCUGAUGGACACCGGACUGAGUAAAGGAAUGUGGGAUGUAAAUGUACAUGGCAAAAUGAAAGGCCUACAAGGCAUCCAGGAAGAUCUAAAAGGCCAACAAAUAAUAUUGGAGAGACAACCUGGUGAAAUACUUCUUGGUGUCCAACAGAUCACCGCGGAGCUUGACACGCUGCGGAGUCAGAUGCUUAAAAAGGAUGGCAAUGAAGCAACCAAAAAAGGUGUGAUUAACAACCUGGAUGACAUGAUAAAGCAGAUCGGCAACAGUGACAAUGACAGUGAGAGCCUCAGGAAAAUGAGUAAGGAAAUUGACACCCUUAACACUGUCACAGUCCCGAAGGUGACCGAGCAUCUCGUCAAGCUGUGUCAAGAGAUUCAGACUGCAGGGGCGUACGCCGGUUGGAAGCUGGACACAUUCAAUGACACAAACAUAGACGUGAGCCUGAAAGGAAUAGAGAAUGACAUCAGUCUCCAGAUCCCCGCGCUCCAGGCGGCCAUCGCCAUGUGCGAUAAUCUUUACAGACUGCUGCAACCGCAAGCCGAAGCACAGAUCAUCAGCCGUAUCAACAAGCACAUCGAUGAGGCACUCAAGGAAGCCGAAGAGGCGCUGACAAAGCAGGCGCGGCGGCAGUACGUGGAGUCCGCGAAGGACGCGCUUCAACACUUCGCCUUAAAGGCGGAGAGUGAGCUGGGGGAGCUGCCCGGCGAGAUAAACAGGGAUCUCUUCGUGGGCUUCAAGGGCCUCAUGAAAUACGUGUACGGACAUUUUGAUAGCCUCGAAAGCGUGAGGGAAGAGAAGGAAAUUGCCGUCAUAUCCUCCGCGUUCCACGCUUUCUACGCCCCGGUCAACGAGUAUCUCGGCAGUGAGAUCCGGAGGGAGCACAGGGAGCGUGAGGGCGAAAAAAGUCCCCUGCUCCCCAAGUCCCAGGAUCACUACGCUGACAGACUUAGUGCAGUUCACACGGCGCUCAGCGCUCUGCUCACCCACAUAACCGGUGCGCAACGCUACGGCCAUGAGGUCCGUGGUCUGCUUGACGCGCUUGACAAGGCACUCGCCGGCCUCAGGCCGGAGUGCUUCGCCAGGCCAAGCACGGCUGUGAUAGACGGCGUGACGGACGGGCUCAGUGCCUUCGCCGCCGAGCUGAGGAACGCGUACAUCAGUGCGUACUCCGGCGCCGCGCUCACCGGUGACUUAGUCAGCAGUGAGGCCGUGAGCGAGAGAAGCGUCACAGUGUUGACACCUUAUGGCGAGAAGCUUUCUAAGGUGUUGCUCAGCAUGGUGCCAAUACUUUACAGUUCAUUGACCGUGUUGAGAACGGAGUGCAAGAGCCUCGCUGGACAGCAACUCAACAAAUGUACGGACCUAGGCAGCCUCCUCGGCGAGAUGGGCUACAGAGUCCCAGACUACGGCGAGCAGGACGGCGAGUUGGACAGCCACGUGACCGGUAGAGGAAUUACCAUGCUCCUCGUCGGCGAUUAUAAGCGUGUCUUCAACUCUGAUAAGGACACCAAAAAUGCGCUCGGGAUUCUUCUCGAUCAUCUCAACGAUUACUACAAGGCGUGUCACUUCAAUCUUCCACGUUCGCUCAGGACGCCGUGCAACGUAUAUGAGAUGCUCGUAUGGCUGACGGGCCUCCCGCACAACUGUGUCUACGAUAAGCUCUGUAAAUUCACGAAACUGUGUUACAGCGAGCAGACUGAGAAUAGCCUCUAUGCCGCCACUUUCCCUGCCGACGCCUUGGUUAAAGCCGUUGGGAGGCUCACCGCCGACUGUCCCAGCAUCCUCACCAGAGUGCUCGGCUACGGCAGUGCUCUGACAACCUACGCCUGCGACUUCUAUAGCAACUCCAUGAGACUGUAUUACCCGCAGGACGGCGAGGAAUGCCUGCACAUGAUGCUUCAUUGUGUUCCUGUCAAGUCAGUGCUCACUCCCCGCUCACCACGGUGGCUGGGCGGAGUGCCGUGCAAUCCCCUGGCCUUCAAUUCAUCACUGCCUCACCCGGAGUGCACCGAUAAAUCACCCCUGCAGUCCUACCUCAACGACUGCCUGCCCGGCCACCUACCUCAUCAGGUCAGCAACGUCGGCUGUGAGCCUUUAUGCAACACGUGUCCCAGUGCACCAAGUGGAAUGCCCUGCCUCACGCCGCUCGGCUUCCGGGGUUUCUCCGGCAGCAUCAAGACGGGCAAGCAGCUGUGCAAAGUGCUGACCAAAUGGUUCGGCAACAAGCAUCUCCCAUCGCUGCUCAGCCUCGAACCCAGACCGCCGGCCACCUUGGCUGAGCACAUAGGCUUCGCCCUGUCGCUCGUCAACGAUUGGCACGACGGCAAGAUUGUGCCCAAGAAUUCCCUCCAACAGGCCCUCGAGGCAUCCGCCACGGACUUGUCACUUCGCCUCUACAACCAACCCGGUGACCUGACCGCAGCGCUCACCGCCGCCUACGGCUCGGACUCCGCGAAACACGGCGGCUGCAAGCACCCGCACCUGACGCAUCUCGCAGGCACUGACGUCUGCACCAGGCACCAAGCUUCGCCCUUCCUCCAAGCCCUCUGCCGCGACUCCUACGACAGCCUUGCCUACCGCCACUCAGACCUCUACCUCUCCUGGGCCGUCUACCUCCCGUGGACACUGUAUGAUUUAUUGCUGUGCCUGUACACCGCGUUCAAGGAAAUCUCCUGCCGGGACUGGAGCUGCGAUGCGUGCCUUCACGAAGGCCCCUGUGAUCCAGACAGCCACGGCGUCCUAAACCCCAAGGCACCCGUCCACGGCUGCCGAUGCCCUUCCAUCGUCCAAUGCACGGGCGUGAUGCCGACGCUCUACCAAUACGGCCUCACCUUCAAGGACGCACCGGCCUUGAUAUCGCAAAACACAACUUGCUUUAGCUUCUCCACGCAGCUCUCCCAAGUCCUCCACUCUGAGUAUUUCAGAGAUCUCUUCCACAAGUGUGAUGAGUUCCUCUGGCACAUCAGGAUGCCCUUCCUCUUCACCAUCGUCACACUCUGGCUCACCGCCACGCUCUACAUCGCCCACUCACUCCUCUACCGCAUGGACGUCCUGCAUAUCCGCUCCCACCUCCUGACUACCAGCGCCUCCCACCAACUCGACGUCAAGGCCCUGCUCUCCCGCACCCGCAGGAUGCUCUCACUCUACACUGACGUCGACUACUUCGACGACGACUUUCACUCGUGA